Messenger RNA from Culicoides brevitarsis, 2553 nucleotides. Its product is annotated as leucine-rich repeats and immunoglobulin-like domains protein 2. The record is from RefSeq and is a predicted model, not a curated record. Bases 487 to 2388 code for a protein of 633 amino acids. NCBI's taxonomy places the organism in Eukaryota, Metazoa, Arthropoda, Insecta, Diptera, Ceratopogonidae. Gene Ontology annotation, cellular component: extracellular matrix. The transcript is spliced from 6 exons. Gene Ontology annotation, molecular function: protein binding.
CGCCAUGAAAGUCAUGGUUUUACCAUCCUCUCGUCGUUCCUCCGAAUCCUGUUUCAAUUAUUAUUAUCAAUACAAAUUUUAUCGUACUGACUUUAAUAACAUUAGCAACGACUCUACACAACAAAAUUCUUGACCGUUGGCACACUUUCGGGCCUCGUCAUCAUCCUCGGUGCGGAUUUCAUUUGAAUACAUUUAAAAACAGCGUGAAUCAGGAUUAAUAUAGUGCUGCAGCAACACAAAGGAGCGAUAUGUACACAAAAAAUAAAUUGUGAAGUGAAAAUAAUAUUUUUUGUUUGUUCCGAAUGACCUACAUCUGAAUUUUUAAUUCAUCAGAAAAAAAAAAUAUUGUAAAUCUCAUAUCGGAUUUUUAAUGUGUGUACAGAGCAAAAAUUAAAAAAAAGUGAAACAAGAGGAAAUAAAUUUUAAUUUAAUUAAUUAUUGAAUAAGAAUAAUUUAAAUUCGGUUUCGCACAAAAGUGAUACAAAAAUGAAACAAAAUACGAGCAACAGCAUCAAAAAUGUAACAACACUUUUAUUCAUAAUAACGCUCAUUAGCACAAUCAGUUGCGCCAGUUUUUGUGAUUAUUGUCAGUGCUAUAAUGAAGUAACGACAGAUGAUAACAAACACGACGAGGAAGUAUUUCGCAUCGUGAACUGCAACGGGAAUGAGCUCGUCAAACGUGCGGCGGACGAUAUGACGACGGCAUACAAAAUGCAAAUGUUGGAAUGGCCCGCAAGUGCAACGCAUGGCAUCAUUGGGCGUUUUAAUCAUUUGAACUUGACGGUAUUGCCGAGACUGGAAAAUGCUGCAAGCAACAAAGUGAUUGUACUUAACUUUGAUAACAAUGCCAUUCAAACGAUUGGAUCCAAGCCAUUUCAGUACUUUGAAAACUUGCGUGAAAUAUCAAUGCGGAGCAAUUUCAUAAGUGAUUUACCGAAAGAUUUUCUGUAUGGCUUACGUCAACUGGAUCGUUUGUCGCUGUCAAACAAUUCAAUCACGGAAAUUAGUAAUGGAUUCUUACCGGAAACGCUCACUUUAAAAUCAAUUGAUCUCAGUCACAACUUGUUGACGACUCUUUCCUCUAAUUUUGCGAAAAAUUUCCGAUCUGUACGCGAAAUUGAUCUUUCCUUCAACAGAAUUUACGUCAUCAACUCGUUUUUGGCGGGAACCAAAUGUCAGGUUAUGAAUUUGGCGGGAAAUCAGUUGAAAGUGUUGGGAGAUUCAACUUUUGCUGACUUUGUCGAGUUACGGGAAUUGGAUUUGUCUCGAAAUGCCAUCGUUGAAGUCGAAAAAGGAACUUUCGAGAAAUUGGAGCAUCUGAAAAAACUAAAUAUUGAAGGAAACGAGUUACAAGGAAUUAUUUUGAGGUUACCUUCGAGUCUGGAAGAACUUCGAAUGGGCAAUAAUUCGUUACGUUUAUGGCCAAUGGAGGAAACUCCCAAAAAUUUGACGUAUUUGGAUGUUCAUGGCAAUGAAUUGAACGAAAUUUUUGUCGGGCACGAGUUAAUUCCUAACCUAAAAACACUAAAUAUCUCGAGAAACGUCAUUGAUGCAUUUCCUUACAUCAAUUUCACGCACUUAUCGAUUCUGGAUUUGUCAGGCAACUCCUUCACUGAAGUACCGAAACACUUGCCAUUGUACGUGCCAUUGUUGGAACAACUAAUAAUGGAUAAUAAUCCGUUGUCGUCGCUUAAGCUGAGCGAGAAAAUGCGUCUCAGCAAAUUAUCCUUUAGAAAUAUGCCGUUUAUCGAGUCGAUAGAUGCUUUGACGUUCAGUAACGUUGAGGGUGCAAAAGUACGACACGAUGGAUCGUCAACCUGUGUAGACAUCUAUGUGUCGCAUUGUGAUAAACUAGAGAGCGUCUCCGAUGAUGCUUUUCUUGGAGUACAUUUGUGUUACUUAGAUUUGAGUUACAAUCAAAUCCGAAAACUGCCAAAUAACUUAACAGAAUGGCAUCGUUUGGAAGAUGGCAUCAACUUACAGGGCAAUCCCUUGCAUUGUGAUUGCGAGUCUCAAUGGAUGCUCGACGACAUUUUAAAUCAUCUUUACGCACACACAAAACACCAACAUCUCCUAAGUGACUUGAGAUGUCACGACCCAAACUUCAAAAAUCAACGUCUCGUUCGUUUUUACAACCGUUUGAACGCUUUUUGUGAUCCCCCGAGUUCAUCUGAAGGGAAAUUUGCGAAAUAUCUGAUGGCAAGCGACUCUGAUGAGCCUCAAGUGCAAGCUGCUGGCGUUAUUUCAGGUCAAAGAAUGCCAACUUACAUCAUCAUCAUCAUUGGAUGCUUCACAGUUUUGCUCUUGAUCAUCAUUUCUGGCGUUUAUUUGACGCGAAUACAGGAGAAAAAGUUAGCGGCGAAGAAUAGACGUUAUUUCGCUUAUUAAAAAAAAUUAAUUAUAAAAGUAGUUGCCAUAAAUAGUAUUUUGUUGUAGUUUUAAGGAUUUUAUCAGCUUUAAGACCCCGAAAAAAAGUCAGUAGUGAGACCAAAAAAUUAAUAAAAAAUUGUUAAGAGCUCUUUUUCUUGUUUUAAACUCUAAUUUCGGUCUUUG